AUGACGAAUGAUUUAUGUUCAAUUCCAUUUUUGAGUCGAUGGCAAGACUUUGAAAUCAACCAUCUUGAUAAGAAGUAUUAUGUUUCAGGACAAAUUCUUUCCGCAGUCUCUCCUGUUGUAAAAAAUUUAAUAACCAAAGAAAAAGUCUUCCAUUAUCAACUUCCUCCAAUACCAGGUAAUAUACAAGACUUAUUAGAUCUUAUUACUGGCAAAGAAAUAUUCAUUUCAGAUUCAAAUGUUUUAUUUUUAUUUUCAUGUGCUUCAUGUUUACAAAUUGAAGACUUAAUUCAUCACACUAACGGCGCAUUAGCUGCAGUUGCUGAUAAAAACGAGAUUAUUACAUUAGUUUCAAGGCUAAAAGAAAAAGAUGUUGAUAUUACGAAUAUUUGUCAAUUUAUUUCAGCAAGUAUAGAUAAAUUCAUUAGACUAGAAAAAUUUAAACGUAUUGACAUAUCAAUUCUUACCAAAAUCAUUGAUUCUCCUGCAUUAAAUUGCGUUGAUACAGGAUCUUUAUUUACUUACAUUGUAAGCAGGUUCCCAGAAUCACCAACUGAAUUUUCUAAACUCUUACAGAUCAUUUGCAACAAUUAUUUGAAUCCUAUCACUUUAUCCAUAAUUUUAAAGUCUCCAAACAUAGAUAUUAACUCAUUAAAGGAAUCAUUGAUACCAGUAUUAGUCAAUGGAUCAGGUUGUACAUCUAUUUUAUAUGAUAAUUCUCAAACAAUUAUUCCAUACGAAUUUGGCAAGGAAAUGUCAGGACUUUUCGAGUAUUUCCGAUCACAUCAUGUGUUAUCUACAUCAGUUGAUAUAUCAGCAUCUUCUACUUUCGAUGAAAACUAUUCAAUUAAGAAUUUAUUAAAUACAAACAGAUCUCAAUACUUUGCAAGCAAAUCAGGACCUGUAGAAUUCAUCCAGAUACAUAUAUUGACGGGUUCCCUUGCUCCAACUCAUUAUACAUUGGUUAGUUGCGAAUCUGGAAUUUCAAAUUUGGCUCCUUGCACGUGGACAUUGUCUGGAUCAAAUAAUGGAAAGACUUGGACACUUCUUGACUCCCAAUCCAACAACAAUUCGUUGUUUUUCCCUGAAAAAGCCGUAAUUUUCCCAAUAAAUAAGGAAUCUUGGAGAAGUUUCUCUUAUUUCCAGUUUACUCAGUACGACUCUGGAGGAAUAAAGAACAAGAAAUUACUCCUCGCUGGAAUUGAGUUGUUUGGUGCUUAUACUCCUGGAGUUAAUUAA
Molecule: messenger RNA, 1236 nt
Organism: Trichomonas vaginalis G3
Lineage: Eukaryota; Parabasalia; Trichomonadida; Trichomonadidae
Product: galactose-binding domain-like family
Exons: 1
Coding region: 1-1236 (411 amino acids)
Molecular function (GO): protein binding
Source: RefSeq, a predicted model, not a curated record